This is a messenger RNA of Mesorhabditis belari, 2967 nucleotides long. The record is from the annotation of a GenBank genome assembly. Lineage: Eukaryota; Metazoa; Nematoda; Chromadorea; Rhabditida; Rhabditidae.
AUGGAACCCUUAGUUCCUCCACCUGUUCAACCUCAAGCUCAGUUGAUCCCUGCUGGUCCUCCAGCAACGCCUCCUCAUCUCGUGCCUGAGCCCGAUGUUCCGACACAGCGGUCAAAACCUCUGAAAGAUGGAUUAUUGAGUACCGUACUUUUGAGAAAUCCGUUUGAAAAAGAGAUCAUCGAAUGGCUGGACUGCCCUCUUUACGAAUACGCUCUUUGGACAGAGCCUCAAAAAGAAUGGAAUGAAAUUGUCAUGGACUCGUUGUCAACUGUCAUAGACCCGUCGUCAACUGUCAUGGACUGGUUUUCGCCUGUCCCUGGAGAGACUCCGCUCGUAUUUGUUCUUCGACGCGGAUUCACAGACGCACUGAAAGAUAUGUUGAAACACGCUCAAUAUGAGGAUGUGAAAUUUUUCCCGAACCAACCCGACACCGCAGCGAACAACAGAACAAGUGAAAUGCAGAAACCAGUGAAUGCAAAAAAGCAACAAAUUUUCAAAUCGAGUCCCUGGCUGCUUCAUCAGGCUGUUGAACUCAACAACAACAAGGCUGUCGAAUGGCUGAUCGAUUUUGGCUAUUUUCCUGAUAAAGAGGAUGAACUCGAAGGUUCAAAUUGCACACCACUGCACUUGGCUGCUGAGCGCAACAACCCAAAAAUAACAACUGAACUCUUGAAGGUGAAGUAUUUGUUGGACAAUAUGGCGACGACGUUGAUCGAUAAGACUGAUGAAAAGCAGAACACGGCACUGCAUCUAGCUGCGGCAAACGGUCAUGCGGGAGUUUGUGAUGAAUUAAAAGCAAUAGCUGACUUAACAAGACGAAACGUUGACGGCUCAACAGCUUUUGAGUUGGCCAUUUUGGAAAACCAACCUGAGUGUGCGAAAGUUUUUUGCGGCAAGUGCCUUCUCGACGCCACCGUUUUUGACUCAGGCAUGCGUCCCUUGCAUUUGGCUGUUCAAUAUGGAUAUGAAAAGAUUUUACAAGUGUUCUUUCUAGAAAAAGUUGACCUAAAAACAGAAACAAAGGAGAAUCCACCCCGAAAUGCCUUGGAAGUGGCAUUAGAUUUCAAUCAAAUCAAAAUUGCUAGCUGGUUACUUUGCCGGGACCUGGAAGUUUGGAAGUUUUUUCUGAAACCCAAGCUUGACGCAAAUGUGGGUCUGUUCGCUUGGAGACAAUGCGCCGUUUCAGGGUACGACAAAGUGCCUACAACUUGGAACUUUGAAUUUAUCGACGAUCCAUUUUUCAACGUUAAACAGCUUGAAUAUCUCGAAGAACGACCCCAAACGGUCGAACCCGAUCGCAAGAGCACUCAUUCUAGACAUCCUCUCAAAAUCAUGGCCGAUUCGAAGAAAGAAGAAACGAAGAAUUUGUUGAUGCAUCCAUUAGUCAGACAAUAUAUCAAUAUUCGAAGCAAAGAAACCAAGCUGACUGAGCAGAUUGAGCAAGAAUUGCUCGUUUUUGUCAUUUUCUUGCUUUCCUACUCUUUUAUUUUCAUGAUCAGCGAUAGAUGGCAUCAGGAAAAAGAAGAGCAGCUUGUCAACUCGAUGGAUUUUGGUGAAUACAAAUUUCGAAUAUUUGAACGCAAGAACUCUACAAAAAGCAACUGUGUUUUCCACUUUCAAUCAACGAAGUUCUUUUGUGGUGCUUGGUACGAACAACUCAUCCGCUUCAUGUUAAUCGUUUACGUAGUGAUAUCCGCUUCUUCUUCUGGUUAUCUCUUGGGACAAGAGAUUAGACAACUCUGGCAAUUCAGAUGGGACUAUGUUGGGUGGGAGAACGGCAUUCAACUAUCAAUUUGCGUGACUUCUCUGCUGACCAUAGCCUGGAAAUGCGUUGAUAUCUUGUUAUGGUUUGGGAUCGACUGGCCAUCGGCAAGCACUUUUCAGCCUUUCUGGAUCAUCUCCGCUUUCACGAUCGUCCUUUCAUGGGGGAAUUUGCUCUAUCUGUUGAGAAAACGGAAAGAAUUCGGACUAUUUGUGUUGAUGUUCAAAAAUGUGGCUGCAAAAUCUUUAGAGCAGACGUGGAUUUUCGUCCUUUUUCUUCUGGCUUUUUCUUUCAGCUUCUCACUGCUCUUACAAGACAAGGAAGAGUUUUCGCAUAUUCAUUGGUCUUUCUUCAAAACGCUGGCAAUGGGAACCGGUGAGAUCAACUACUCCGAGAUAUUUCACGGCGAAAGCGAAGAAAAAAUGCCAUGGCUUCGCUAUUUCGCUUUCUACUUGUACAUUCUCUUCGUGGUGGUGAUUGUGGUGCUGAUGAUGAAUUUGCUCACGGCGUUGGCCAUCGAUGAGAUUGAGAAGAUUCAGACCAGCGCGGUGCAAAUGAAAAUCCGUCUGGAGAUAUACGCGAUUCUACAGUGCCUGAGGUUUUUGAAGUCAGAGAAACUGAGAGAGCUUUCAAUUGAGUAUCCGGUGCCCCCUUCACCCUCAGCAUCUUCAUCCAAUCAUUCACAGCCAGAUUCAUACAAUAUCGCCAACAAUCCCAAACAAAAGCUUCUGGAAAAGUUAACCCAGCCUUCCGGAAUCGAUGAAAUCGCGCUAGCCAAUCUGCACAUUCUCGAGGAAAUCAGAGAUCAAUUGAAACCUAUUGAACCAAAACUACCGAAAGAUGAGCAUGAAGCGAAGAAAGGUCAGGGAAGUAUCAAAUUGAAUGAAGCGGAAACAGCCAAAGAUGAGAUUCAAGAAAUGAUUUCGAGAAUACUUGAUGUAAUUGCAAACCAGAAGAAGCCAAUGUUUGAAACGAAACUUCAGCACUUAGACCCAGAACAACACCAACCGAACAACACCAACCCGAUAAUCGUUCCUGAAGCCGAUGAAAGUUUGGAAAUUCCGCCCGGUGAAGAUUUGGGAUCAAUCCAAGAGAUCCGCCCGGAGGGCUCAUCAGCUGCUGGCAAUCUUGAUAGCUAUGUGUGCCAGUGCACGGCCACAACCGAUGGAUCUCCGUCGAUUGUUUCCGAAACAUCGGAGCUGAAC